GUCAUUUUGUCAGCUGUGCUCUGCUGCGGUUGGGCAUUUACGUGUGUGACUGUUUCUGUGGUCAGUUUCCCAACACACACACACCACUCUGGAUUUUCUCUCUGGGCCUCUUGCGAGGGGUGUUUCAGGCAGACUCAUUUCACACACACAUUUCACGUCAGUAGCCUUGGAACCAGAGUACGCAGGGCCAUUUCUGGGUGAUUCAAACACUGAAGGGAAUCUGAUUGGCUGAUGAUGUGGGCCUGGGCACUACUUCCUGUUUUCCUGGCGGUGUGGGGCAUUGUUGGAAUGUGGGUGGUGUUUGGCAUUGCAGUGUCCAACCACUCAGUUAAUGUGUCUGAACAUUUCCCCUACAUCAGUGUGUGUGGCUCCUAUCCUCCUCAGAGCUCGGUGUUUUCUCAGAUCUGUAACGGGUGCACGUUCCUCGUUGUCUGGAUUGGCGUUAUCCGUUACCAACAAGUGCGAGACCUUGGUGACAACUGUCGUCAUGUCAACCGGGCGAGCCUGGUGAUCAUCCUCAUCUCUGCUGCAGCGGUAUCCGUCCUCGGAAACUUCCAGGUGUCCGUGUGGUUCUGGGUCCACACCUGUGGGGCGGUGCUGGCCUUCUGCCUGGGUCUGCUCUACUUCUGGCUGCAGCUGUGGCUCACGCUGAAAGCUGCGCUGACUCAGGAUGGCCACUGGGUGGCGCCACUGCGUGCUCUCCUUUGCAGCCUCUCCACAGUGUUCCUCCUCGGCAUUGUGGCUCUCCAAGUGUCUGGGUUCCGGUCGCUGUCGGCCAUAUCGGAGUGGGCAUUGGUCAUGACCUACUUCCUGCUCUUCGGCCUCUUCGCAGUAGAGUUCCGCCACAUCGACUGCUUCCGGGUCACCAGACAUGAGCACGCUGGCGGGAACAAGAGCUACGACAGACUCCGCCAUAGCAACGCCGGCUACAGAAUACAUUCUCAGCCCAGCUUCCAUGGCUGAUGUCCUAAUGCUGUUUCUGUCUCACCCUACUUCCAUGUGCCGAUGUCAUAAUGCUGUUUCUGUCUCACCUUACUUCCAUGUGCUGAUGUCAUAAUGCUGUUUCUGUCUCACCUUACUUCCAUGUGCCGAUGUCAUAAUGCUGUUUCUGUCUCACCCUACUUCCAUGUGCCGAUGUCAUAAUGCUGUAUCUGUCUCACCCUACUUCCAUGUGCCGAUGUCAUAAUGCUGUUUCUGUCUCACCCUACUUCCAUGUGCCGAUGUCAUAAUGCUGUAUCUGUCUCACCCCAGAGCCAUAUAAAGAGAGUUGCGACAACCCGGGUACAGAAAAUUCGGUUUGUGACGUGGUUCGUGUAACUUCAAAUAGUUCAAAAUAGUUCCCGGAAGCGAUUGACUGUUCGUUAAAAUAACCGUCUUUUAACAAGUGUUCGAUCUUAACUUCCGGGAACUAUUGUUGAGAAAAUAUGGAACAUUAGUGUCAAUGGAGUUGUCGCAACUCUCUCUUUAUAUGGCUCUGUCUCACCCUACUUCCAUGUGUAUGUGUCCCGUCCUGAGGACAGUCUGUAGUGCUGUGUUUUAGUUCUGGGCUUAAUCCAUUUAUCAUGUCAUAGAGAUAUUGUUUCUUUACACAUUGUUGAAGGAAACUGGAUGUGUUUUUGCUUUCAAAUGUCCCUUCCUACCCGAAACAUCAUAGGGGCCGUAUGAAACCUGUUGGCAGGCCCCAUCAGGCACACUGAAGAAUCCCUAUGUUUAAAAUGUGCUCUAUCAAUAAACUUGCCUUGCCUUGCUAUUGCGCGUUUCUAUGAGUGAGCAAACAGACCAGUGACUGGUGAUCACUGGAGGAAGAAUAGAACAGAAAAUCACA
Molecule: messenger RNA, 1825 nt
Organism: Sardina pilchardus (European sardine)
Lineage: Eukaryota; Metazoa; Chordata; Actinopteri; Clupeiformes; Clupeidae
Product: modulator of macroautophagy TMEM150B-like
Exons: 8
Coding region: 232-963 (243 amino acids)
Cellular component (GO): plasma membrane
Source: RefSeq, a predicted model, not a curated record